AUGGGCUGCUCCGGAGGUUCAGGAGGCUGCGCGCCCGGCUGCGGGGGCUGCGGUGGCUAUGGAGGCUGCGGAGGAGGCUGUGGAUCUGGGGGCUGCGUGCCCAUGUACUGCACGACCUGCUGUGUGCCAGUGUGCUGCAGCUCCGGUGGCAGCGGCUCCUGUGGAGGCUCCAAAGGAGGCUGUGGUGCAUGUGGAGGCUGUGGUUCCUGUGGAGGCUGUGGCUCCUGUGGAGGCACUAAAGGAGGCUGUGGAUCCUGUGGAGGCUGUGGCUCCUGCGGAGGCACUAAAGGAGGCUGUGGAUCCUGUGGAGGCUGUGGCUCCUGCGGAGGCGCUAAAGGAAGCUGUGGAUCCUGUGGAGGCUGUGGCUCCUGUGGAGGUGCUAAAGGAGGCUGUGGAUCCUGUGGAGGCUGUGGCUCCUGCGGAGGCGCUAAAGGAGGCUGUGGAUCCUGUGGAGGCUGUGGCUCCUGCGGAGGCGCUAAAGGAGGCUGUGGAUCCUGUGGAGGCUGUGGCUCCUGUGGAGGUGCUAAAGGAGGCUGUGGAUCCUGUGGAGGCUGUGGAUCCUGUGGAGGCUGUGGCUCCUGCGGAGGUGCUAAAGGAGGCUGUGGAUCCUGUGGAGGCUGUGGCUCCUGCGGAGGUGCUAAAGGAGGCUGUGGAUCCUGUGGAGGCUGUGGAACCUGUGGAGGCUGUGGCUCCUGCGGAGGCGCUAAAGGAGGCUGUGGAUCCGGUGGAAGCUGUGGCUCCUGCUGUGGAUCCUGUGGAGGCUGUGGCUCCUGUGGAGGCGCUAAAGGAGGCUGUGGCUCCUGCGGAGGCGCUAAAGGAGGCUGUGGCUCUUGUGGAGGUGGUAAAGGAGGCUGUGGAUCCUGUGGAGGUUGUGGUUCGUGCGGAGGUGGCAAAGGAGGCUGUGGUUCCUGUUACCAAUCCAGCUGCUGUGUGCCCCCCUACUGCUCCCAGACCAGCUGCUGUGUGCCCUGCUGUGUGCCCCCCUGCUGCCAGACCAGCUGCGGCAUGCCCUGCUGUGCCCAGACCAGCUGCUGUAAGCCCCCCUGCUGCCAGACCGGCUGCUGUGUGCCCUGCUGCGCGCCCCCCUGCUGUGCCCAGGCCAGCUGCUGUAAGCCCCCCUGCUGUGCCCAGGCCAGCUGCUGUCACCCCCUUUGCUGCCAGUGUAAGAUCUAAUGCCGUUCACCGGGGACCCUUCCAGGACAUCACCCGGUUCCCGAUUGCAGAGAUCACCGAUGGAUCAAUCGCUCAAUCUUUCCCGAAUUUCUGAAACUGAGCCCCCUCCCAGACAUCGUUCUGUACGUGGCCGAAGAAAGCAGGACUCGGGCCCAGGCAGACAAACCCCGGCGGAUGGAGUCUCCCUCUAAAACCUUCAAAUAAAGACCACCCCCUCUCCCCAAACUUGCA
Ornithorhynchus anatinus (platypus) is the source of this 1404-nucleotide messenger RNA. Its product is annotated as keratin-associated protein 5-4-like. Bases 1 to 1173 code for a protein of 390 amino acids. Lineage: Eukaryota; Metazoa; Chordata; Mammalia; Monotremata; Ornithorhynchidae. The record is from RefSeq and is a predicted model, not a curated record. The transcript is spliced from 2 exons.